AUUUAUUUUAGUUUUUUCGUCCAACGUAAACGUAUCCACUCUUUCGCUUCUUCUUUCUUCUGAUCAUCCUCCCGUAGCUGAUUCAUGGAGUCAAUCCACUGCAAUAGUUUACUAAACCCUAAUUUCUCCUUAAACCAGCGUCGUCGGAGGAUUAAUCACGCUGUUCUUAAUCGGAGAGAUGCUCUUUUGCGAUCCCUCAACGCCGUGGAGUUGCGGCGGAGCAGGACGUUCUCGGCUGUACGGACUUCUAAUUUCUCAGUUACUGCGGCGGCGACGGAUGUUGGUGGUCGGAAUUCGACGGAUGCAUCGGUAAUGACAACGGCGAUGAGCGGGGUGGAGAGAGGUGUGCGAGUAGGGAAAUCGAGCUCCGCGCUUGAGCAGCUAGAUAUUGAGCGAGGCGUUUGCGUUCCAUUCCGAAAGUAUUCUCCGGAGACUGUAUGAUUGCUGUUUUUCCUAGUAUCAGUCAAUUUCAAGUUUUGAGCUCUGUUGCAAUUUGUUAAUUCACUUAUGAGCUGGUUCUUCUUUGGAUUUAGUUGAAUCUUAUGACUUAGAUGGAAUCGAUUUGCAUGUAUAUUGUUGUUGAUUGUUUGAAUUGGAAAUAUACUGGUGUUUGGUAAUCAGGUGAGGAGUAAAGUGCUGGAAUCAAGAGGAGCAGUCGUGUCUCUAGUUUCAAGGGGUGUGGAGAUUGUUUGGACUCUUGGGUUGUAUUGGUCUACCUUAACGUAUGAUUUUUUGGUUGGAAGGGAUGAGGAAGUUGUCCCCUUUCGUGCUAGGCAGCUUAGGAACCUGUUGUGCAAUUUGGGACCUUCAUUUAUCAAAGCUGGACAAGUUCUCGCAAAUAGGCCUGAUAUCAUCCGUGAAGACUACAUGAACGAGCUCUGCAUACUCCAAGAUGAUGUUCCUCCAUUCCCAAACGAGGUUGCUUUCAAUAUCAUCGAGGAAGAGUUAGGCCAACCUCUUGAGAACAUAUUUAGCAAGAUUUCUUCACAAACAAUAGCAGCUGCAAGCUUAGGACAAGUUUAUCGAGCUACUCUACGUGCCACUGGAGAGGAUGUUGCUAUCAAGGUGCAGAGACCACAAAUAGAGCCUAUAAUUUACCGGGAUCUCUUUCUUUUCCGAACCCUCGCCUCCUUCUUAAAUGGCUUCAGUCUACAGAAACUGGGUUGCAACGCAGAGCUAAUAGUUGAUGAAUUUGGAGAAAAGCUUUUGGAGGAGCUUGACUACACCUUGGAAGCCAGAAACAUUGAAGACUUUCUGGAGAACUUCAAAGAUGACCCCACAGUCAAAAUUCCUGGAGUAUACAAGAAUCUUUGUGGUCCGCGGGUUCUGGUAAUGGAGUGGAUUGAUGGUAUUCGGUGCACUGACCCACAGGCCAUCAAGGAUGCAGGGAUUGAUUUAAAUGGAUUCUUGACUGUUGGCGUAAGUGCUGCUCUAAGGCAGCUGUUGGAAUUUGGAUUGUUCCAUGGAGAUCCACAUCCUGGAAAUAUCUUUGCAAUGCAAGAUGGGCGUAUCGCUUAUGUGGACUUCGGUAAUGUUGCUGUACUGAGUCAGCAAAACAAGCAAAUUUUGAUUGAUGCUGUUGUUCAUGCGGUUAAUGAGGACUAUGGGGAGAUGGCAAAUGAUUUCACUAGGCUUGGGUUCUUGGCCAAGGAUACCGAUGUUUCUCCUAUCGUUCCAGCUUUAGAAGCCAUCUGGCAGAACUCUGCAGGGAAAGGACUUGCAGAUUUCAAUUUCCGAAGUGUUACAGGACAAUUCAACAAGCUUGUGUACGACUUUCCCAUCCGUAUCCCAGAGCGGUUCUCUCUUGUUAUUCGUUCUCUGCUUACGCAGGAGGGUAUAUGUUUCACACUGAAGCCUGAUUUUAAAUUUCUAGAGGUUGCUUAUCCAUAUGUAGCAAAACGGCUCCUAACGGAUCCAAAUCCUGCACUUCGGGAACGCUUGAUACAGGUUCUAUUCAAAGAUGGUGUUUUCCAAUGGAAAAGGCUAGAAAACCUUUUAUCACUUGCAAAGGAAAACGUCGCCAAGAUGAGUAGCAAUCCUAAUCUACGAGUAAAGCGUGUGGAGAGUAAGCUUGACUUGACAGAUACCAUUAAGGACGGAGCUCGUCUUUUCCUCCUUGACGAAGGCAUCCGCAGGAAACUUAUUCUUGCACUCACAGAGGACUCGAAGCUUCAUGUAGAAGAGCUUGUGGACGUAUACAGAUUGGUUGAAGACGAAGUAGAUAUUCCCACACUGGCCAUGCAAGUCGUGCAAGAUUUACCGAAUGUUUUCCGAGAUUUUGUGUUGUCAUGGAGCAACUCAGUAUUAUCCGACAGAUGAUGAAUCAGCUUCUCACUUACUUUUUUUGGCUCUUUUUGAAGAGGAAAGAGGUAAUAUAUAUUACAGGGAGUAGAUGGAGAAGAAAAGCGUAGAUUAAUAUAUAGUUUAAUCUUCGAUGCAUACAUGUUAUUAACUUAUACACCAAUCCAUACAUGUAAUUAUAUAAAAGCACACACAAACUUCACUUCACUUGUUACCCAGUUUGAGUCUUGGUCUCUUGGACGUUGUCUACUGUAGUUGGAUAUCUAAACACAUUAAUCGACGUCAUCAAAUCAAAGUUGUAGUGUUCUCACAACACAACUGAUUCACAAUCUGGACUCGAAUGAAUUGAAUCGUUUUGCGUCUCUUGGGUCUUGGCCUCGCCCUCGAAUACUGGAAACUAAACUGAACCAAAUGAUAUU
Arabidopsis thaliana (thale cress) is the source of this 2720-nucleotide messenger RNA. RefSeq names its product Protein kinase superfamily protein (gene ACDO1). Lineage: Eukaryota; Viridiplantae; Streptophyta; Magnoliopsida; Brassicales; Brassicaceae. The record is from RefSeq and is marked reviewed. Gene Ontology annotation, molecular function: protein serine/threonine kinase activity; protein serine kinase activity; ATP binding. Gene Ontology annotation, cellular component: chloroplast; plastoglobule. Bases 868 to 2319 code for a protein of 483 amino acids. The transcript is spliced from 13 exons.